AAGUCCAAAGGCGAUGGAAUCAACUUUUGUCCCAUUGAAGAAUAGUGGUUGAUGAAGCCUAUAUAAGACGCUCUCAUGUAGUAGAAAGAAACCACAUCAAGAACAUCUCUUUAUCCAUCAGAAUAUCUUCUUUUGUUGAAGUCGUCUUCUUCAAUAUGGACGUCAGUAUCAUUUCAAGAGAGCUCAUCAAACCCUCUUCGACAUCCAUCCAUCACCUUUUACCGUACAAGCUGUCCCUUUUGGAUCAGCUUUUACCCACAACUUAUUUUCCAAUGGUUUUAUUCUACCCAGCAAAUAACAAUCAAGAUUUCAAAGGCUUACAAAUCUCAGUUCAACUCAAGAGAUCACUGUCCCAAACACUAUCCACCUUUUACCCUUUAUCUGGGAGGGUGAGAAACAACUCUAUUAUAGACAACUACGAGAAGGGUGCUCCAUUUGUUGAAACCCGAGUGAAGGGGAGUUUGUUCGAUUUUCUUAUACAACCUCAGCUAAAUUUGCUGAAUAAAUUUCUUCCAUGCCAACCAUUCGGCUAUCAAUCAGAUCCAGAAGCAACACCGCAGGUAGCCAUACAAUUUAACACAUUUGAUUGUGGUGGGACGGCACUCGGUCUCUGCUUUUCACACAAGAUCAUCGAUGCAGCUACGGCGAUUGCGUUCCUCGACAGCUGGGCAGCCAACAUAAGAGGUCAUUACCAUGAGCAAAUAAAUCCUGCUCUUUUUGAGGCGUCAUCCCGAUUUCCUCCGCAAAAUGAAUUAUUAGUUCAAUUUCCUUUGUGGGUGAUGGAAAACUACUUGUUCAAAGAAGGAAAUGUCACCAAGAGAUUCGUUUUUGAUGCCGAUGCCGUUGCCACUCUAAGGGCUAAGGCUAAAAGCAAACGCGUGCCGAAUCCAUCUCGCACUGAAACACUGACUGCCUUUAUUUGGAAAUCCUGCACAGAAGCUUGUAGGUCGUUGUGCGCUCUGCCAAGGCCGUCUGUCUCUCUACAUGCAGUGAAUAUAAGACAAAGAACAAAACCUAGCUUUUCAAGAUACUCAAUUGGAAACCUAUGGUGGCAUUCAAUUACAGCCUGUGAGUUGGCUGAUACAAAGAUAGAGUUGAAUGAUUUGGUGAGCUUAACUAGAGAAUCUUUCACUAAUAUAAACUACGAUUACCUCAAGGAUUUCCAGGGUGAGAACGGGUUUCAAGGCAUAUAUGAGUCAUUGCUGAAACAACUGGUGGAGAUAGGCUCGAUAAACCCAGAAAUAUUUUUAUUUUCUAGUUGGCUGAAGUUUGAUUUAAAUGAUGUCGAUUUUGGAUGGGGAAAACCUUGUUAG
Messenger RNA from Populus euphratica (Euphrates poplar), 1313 nucleotides. RefSeq names its product vinorine synthase-like. The record is from RefSeq and is a predicted model, not a curated record. The coding region runs from base 156 to 1313 and encodes 385 amino acids. The transcript is spliced from 2 exons. Lineage: Eukaryota; Viridiplantae; Streptophyta; Magnoliopsida; Malpighiales; Salicaceae.